UCCCGCUUCUUUACUCCUCACCGUCGCCGAUACCUUCCAGAGAGAGCUCCUCCCUCCACCACCACCUCCUCCCAUCCUCCCUCGCCCUGAGCACGCUCCUCCCCUCCUGCAAACCCUCCCACGAGAAGCCCUCGUGCCGGCGAGGAUGGAACAGCAUCCGGUGCUGCGGGACGCCACCUCCCCGGUGCUGCGCCUCCUCCGCCGCCUGUGCGCGGCCGCGCCUGGGGCCGACGAGUUCGUCGCCUUGCUCUGGCGCAUCUGGCGCUGGUUGUGCGCUCGCCGGCAUGGCGCGGCUCCGGCGACAGUCGGUGUGACCCUCCCGCUCGACGGCUGCAGCCAGGCCGCGCUCGGCGUCGACGAGGACGAAGGCGGUUCCUCCAUCAAGAACCGGGUCACCGACGACGACGACGACGGCGGCGGCUCCAUCAAGAACCGGCUCACCGAGGACGACGGCGGUUCCUCCAUCAAGAACCGGGUCACCGACGACGACGACGACGAAGACGACGGCGGCGGCUCCAUCAAGAACCGGGCCACCGACGACGACGGCGGUUCCUCCAUCAAGAACCGGGUCACCGACGACGACGAGGACGACGGCGGCGGCUCCAUCAAGAACCGGGUAACCGACGACGACGGCGGUUCCUCCAUCAAGAACCGGGUCACCGACGAGGAGGAGGAGGACGGCGGCGGCGGCUCCAUCAAGAACCGGGUCACCGACGACGACGGCGAGGACGACAACGGCGGUUCCUCCAUCAACAACCGGGUCACCGACGAGGAGGGGGAGGACGGCGGCGGCGGCUCCAUCAAGAACCGGGCCACCGACGACGACGGCGAGGACGAUGCCGGCAAGAACAAGCGCCGGCUCGGCAUCGAGCGCCCCACGCCGGCCGCCGACCCCGGCGACGACGUCCCCACUAACCUUCUCCAGGACGCCGACCUCGCCGGCGCGGCCGCCGACCCCGACGACUUCCCCUCGGAGCUUCUCCGGGACGCCGACCUCGCCGGCCCGGCAGCUCUCGGCAUCAUCUCCAAGGACAAGAAGGCUGGCAAGGAGCGCGCGCUCGGCACCUUCAAGAACACCAUGAUCCCAGUCCAGAAGCCACCUGCCUUAGCGCCGUGGGGCUCUACUCCUACUCCUGCAGGUCGAGCUCCUCGUGCCGUUGAAGAGGAGGAGGAGGAACGCAGAGCUAUGCAUCUGAAGUACGUGAAGAUUUGCUCCUCACUCAGGGGCCAGAAAACCUACUGCUUUUCUUGCUUUAUGGAGAGUGAGAUUGACCCUGCCAAGAAAGGGAAGAAGCCUGCCAAGAUCCUGAAGAACAAGGACCAGGCCGAAAAGCACAUGGAUGCUUGGCACAAGUCAAACUCAAUUCCUCUCAAGUGCAGUAAGACGGGCUGCUUUGCCAUGUCAAGAAUUCGACAGGACAUCAGCCACCACGAGAAAUAUGCACAUGGGUGCUAGUUUGAUCGAUCACUUACAAUUUCUUCAUUGGUGGCGCUCAUAGGCUAAUGUGAUCGCUUAAUUACAACAUCUUUGGUUGCGCUGAUAGGUUAGAAUUAAUGUGCUUCACUGGCUGGGUUAUAAUGUGGCGCUGAUAGGUUAGA
This is a messenger RNA of Triticum aestivum (bread wheat), 1599 nucleotides long. Its product is annotated as clumping factor A. The transcript has 2 exons. NCBI's taxonomy places the organism in Eukaryota, Viridiplantae, Streptophyta, Magnoliopsida, Poales, Poaceae. The coding region runs from base 146 to 1456 and encodes 436 amino acids. The record is from RefSeq and is a predicted model, not a curated record.